Striga hermonthica is the source of this 1074-nucleotide messenger RNA. The record is from the annotation of a GenBank genome assembly. Lineage: Eukaryota; Viridiplantae; Streptophyta; Magnoliopsida; Lamiales; Orobanchaceae.
AUGAAAACUCAUUCGAAAAUCCCCAAGUUUACCGAAGAUCACUUCCCUAUUACCUCACUUUUACCCGGAUUACCCGACGAUGUCUCCAAAUUAUGCUUUGCACUUAUCCCUCGGGUCCACUUCCCUGCCAUGGCUGCCGUGAGCAAGCAUUGGAGGUCGUUUCUUAAAAGCAGAGAAUUCAUUACCGUUCGAAAACUUGCUGGGAAAGUCGAAGAGUGGCUUUACGUACUCACUGCGUACAGUGAAGAAAACCGUUGGGAGGUUUUGGAUCGUUCGGGUAAGAAACAGAGUCGAGUCCCGAAAAUGCCGGGUCCUGAUAAGUCGGGAUUUGGCGUCGUCGUUCUCAACGGGAAGUUGAUUGUCGUUGCCGGUUAUUGCUCGGCGGCCGAUGGUUCGAAAUCUGUCUCGAGAGAUGUUUACGAAUACGAUGCUUGCCUGAACAGCUGGCGCCAACUAGCCGUAACGAACGUCCCGCGCCACAACUUCGCCUGCGCGGUGGUCAACGGCGCGGUCCACGCAGUCGGAGGGCGUGGGGCCCACGGCGAGUCCCUGUCGAGCGCUGAGGUGUACGACCCUGAAUCCAACAGGUGGACGGUGAUCGAGCCACUGAGGCGGCCUCGUUGGGGAAGCUUCGCGUGUGGGGUCGGGGGAAAGCUUUACAUGAUGGGCGGGAGGUCGAGCUUCAGUAUCGGGAAUUCGAGGGUAAUCGACGUUUACGACCCUAAAACGGGCACAUGGAGCCAGAUGAAAAACGGGUGUGUCAUGGUGACGUCACACGCAGUGCUCGGGAGCAAGAUUUGCUGCAUGGAGUGGAAAAACGAGCGCAGGCUAGCGAUUUUCGACCCUGAAGAGGAGAGUCCUUGGAAGAUGGUCUCGGUUCCUGUGACGGGGAGCACAAGCGUCGGGUUUCAUUUCGGGGUGUUAAAUGGAGAGCUCUUGUUGUUUUCGUUACAAGGAGAUGCUUGUAACCGCACGUUGGCUUACGACCCGGAUGUGGGCCCGGGCUCCGAGUGGCGGGCUUCCGAGAUAAAGCCGACGGGCUUGUGUCUUUGUACCGUUACAAUUGAAGCUUGA